GGUAUAUUGAGUUUUAUUUAUGUUUUCUUUCUAUUUUUUUUCUAUAGCUCAGAAAUACGGAUUACCUUCUACCGCGACCUAAGAAACUAGCAUCUGCUAAUGCUCCUCCUAUCGCCGCUUUCGUGACACUGUCUGUGCGCACAAACCACUUAGAGCAGCCACUAACCACAACAACCAGCCCAACCCCAGCGCUGUCAAUCAGUAGACCCAGAAACUAUCAUAUCCAUAGAUCUUCAGCAAUAUCAAAAGACAAUGUCUUCCUCAGGGUUAAACCUUCAAAAAUAUCUAAUUCCACUUGAGGAGAUUAAUCGUGCCACCGAUAAUUUCAGUCAGCAAAGAUUUAUUGGCAGUGGCGGAUUUGGUGCAGUCUAUAAAGGACAGCUCUCUGACGGAUGGAAAAACCGUACAGUUGCAAUCAAACGCCUGGGUAAGGAUAGCCACCAAGGAGAGCCUGAGUUCCGCAAUGAGCUUGAGAUGAUUUCCAAAUUCCACCAUGAAAACAUCAUAUGUUUCAUUGGGUAUUGUGAUGAAGCGGGAGAGAUGAUUAUAGUUUAUGAGUAUGCUGUAAAUGGAAGCCUUGAUUAUCAUCUACAAGACCCAUAUAAGAUGUGUUGCAUAACAUGGAUACAACGCCUCAUGAUUUGCAUUGGGGCUGCAAGGGGACUGAAUUACCUUCACUCGGGUCUUGGGCAGCACAACAGAGUAAUACACAGAGAUGUGAAGAGUUCUAACAUAUUGUUAGAUGAAAAUUUGGUUGCAAAAGUUUGUGAUUUUGGCUUGUCAAAAUUGGGUCCUAGAAAUCAGCCAGAUACACAACUCUAUACAAGAGUUGCGGGGACCCAAUUUUACUUGGAUCCUACUUACCACGAAAGUCGUAUCCUCAGAAAAGAAUCUGACGUAUAUUCAUUUGGUGUUGUACUUUUUGAAAUACUGAGUGGAAUGUUGGUUUAUCAUGAGAGGAGCACCAGAGAUGAUGAGCGGCAAUUUCUCAUGACUUUAGUCCGACGAUACUAUAAGAAGGAGCCACACAACAUAAUUGAUCCCCAUAUAAGUGAUCAAAUUGAUAGUAGUUCUUUUCAUAUGUUCCAAGAAAUUGCAUAUCAAUGCAUUAGUUUCAACUUAAAGGAACGCCCUACGAUGGAUAAGGUCGUUGAAAGGAUUGAGGAAGCAUUAAUUACUCAAAUACAAAGUGUUCUCGAAAAACUAAACACCACCGGUCCUGAGAACAAAUCUGCUGAUGAUAUCCGCCUCCUAGCAAGAAUAAUGGAGGAUAACCGCAUCGCCAUCCGUAUUUAUACACACCAACUUAUAAUACCGAAUUCCGAAACACAGGAACAGGCAAUCAGCGCUAUUCUUAACCUCUCGAUUUAUGAAGAGAACAAAGGCAACAUAAUCUCCUGUGGGGCUGUCCCAGGGAUUGUACUUGUUCUGAAGGUAGGUAGCAUGGAAGCGCGUGAGAAUGCAGCCGCUACCAUUUCUAGCGUCUGUGUCACUGACGAAAACAGAGCAAUCAUUGGUGCUGAAGGAGCGAUCCCACCUCUCAUAUUACUGUUGAGUAAAGGUACUCAGAAUGGGAAGAAGGUCGCAAUUAUAGCUUUGUUUAAUUUAUGUAUUUAUCAGGAUAACAAAGAAAUGGUUGUGAGGGCGGGAGUAGUCCCAAUUUUGAUUGUGCUUCUUACCGAACCACAAGGUGUGUUGAAAGAGGAAGCAUUAUCUAUUCUAGCUAUACUCUCAAGCCACAUAGAAGGGUGGUUGGCUAUAGGUAAGGAAGAGGUUUUGCCUGUUUUGGUUGAGGUUAUUGGGAAUGGAUCCCCGAACAACAAAGAGAAUGCAGCUGCAGUUUUGGUGGAACUUUGUUCUGGAAGUCAAAAUUAUUUGGUCGAGGCUCAAGAACAUGGAAUCAUGGAGAAAUUGAUGGAUUUAGUACAAAAUGGUACGGAUAAGGGAAAAAGAAAAGCCAGACAGUUGCUAGAAAUGAUCGAAGACCACCAGAAGUCAAAUGAUGAUGCAUAUGUUGAAAUCACUCUGGACGUCCGUGACGACCCGGUGUCUGUAUUAAGUGUGAAGACGGCUGACAGAGCUGACAUGCAGGAUCCAGAGCUGAAUUUGUUAGCUAAACUGUUGGAAAACAGGUCUCGUGUCAAUCAAAAUAUGUUGACUAGGAUAAGGCAGGUGUCUAAAGACUGGAAACAGUUAGCCUACCGCCGGCAAUUUUAAUCGGAGGACUAAUUUAAUCGGCUGCAACUUAUGUUCUUCGAGACCCGGUUUGACGAUUUCACCAAUUCCCCCAAUGGGUUACUUCAAGGGCGGCACAUCUUGGAAUGUAUUUCUAGUUAAUCCAAAACUCUAACAGUUUCAUGUUUAUUAAUUUAUUUUAUAAUUUUAGUUCA
Molecule: messenger RNA, 2390 nt
Organism: Lactuca sativa (garden lettuce)
Lineage: Eukaryota; Viridiplantae; Streptophyta; Magnoliopsida; Asterales; Asteraceae
Biological process (GO): protein autophosphorylation
Cellular component (GO): plasmodesma; plasma membrane
Molecular function (GO): ATP binding; protein binding; transmembrane receptor protein tyrosine kinase activity
Source: RefSeq, a predicted model, not a curated record